UCACAGUCUUUGUCAUACACUUGUCUUUACAUGACUGUGUUGCACCCUGUCACUAUUUGUUAUUGCGUUCCUGUCUGUAAUUUUCCUUAUAAACAAUCAAACUGUUGCCCGUAUUUGAAGACAUGGCUUCGUUCUUUGCCGUCGGCGGGAACCCGUUUUCGACGCCUGUCGGACAAAAGAUCGAACAAGCCACAGACCCAAGUCUUGCUUCCGAAAACUGGAGCCUGAACAUGGAAAUAUGCGAUCUCAUCAAUGACACCGAAGAUGGGCCAAAAGACGCCAUCAAAGCCAUAAGAAAACGACUGCAGACGUCCGUCGGGAAAAAUUAUACAACGGUGAUGUUCACGUUGACAGUUUUAGAAACUUGCGUUAAAAAUUGUGGUAGAAGAUUCCAUGUCCUCGUCUGCAACAAGGAAUUUGUUGGGGAAUUAGUCAAACUUAUAGGCCCUAAAAAUGGACCUCCGAUGGCUGUACAGGAAAAGGUCUUGAGUUUGAUCCAGGCUUGGGUCGAUGCUUUCCACCAACAGCAAGAUUUAAACGGAGUCGUCCAAGUGUAUCAGGAAUUAAAGGCGAAAGGGAUCGAGUUCCCAAUGACUGACUUAGAUUCCAUGGCGCCGAUCCACACACCGAAAAAAUCAGUUAAAACCGAGACUGUAGUGAGCGAAAGCCCGUCAAAAGGGCCCGGUUCAUCGAUGGGCGAAAUCACAUCGCCGCUGUCACAAGAACAGCUUACAAAGCUAAGAGAAGACGUCGACAUCCUUCAAACAAAUAUGACAAUUUUCGGCGAUAUGCUAAGUGAAAUGUCGCCUGGUAAUGAACAUCCUUCAGACAUUGAAUUAUUUCAUGAACUCCAUUUAACCCUCGUGGAAAUGCAAAAACGGCUUGUCGAGCUGAUAUCCAAACUGACUUUUGAUGAAAUAACCGAGGACUUAUUAAGGAUAAAUGACCAUCUAAUUAACUUGUUUUUAAGGUAUUCAAGAUAUGAAAAGAAUAGAGAAGUAGCUAAAGACGGGGCGAAUAACAGCGGCCCUAGCAAUGAUGACUCACUCAUAGAUUUGGGCAACGAAGCGGCCGGAGGUGUAGCAAAUCCGGCUCACCUGACGAAACAAAUGGAAGGCUUAAGCAUCGGAAACAGAUUGCCAAAUACAAACAACGACCACAAGGUAAAGGCCAAAGUGAACGAUGUCGACGAUACGGAUUUUGACAUGUUUGCACAGUCGAGGAAAGUUUCUUACGAAUCAUCAAAAACGAGCGGGAGUUCUUAUGAAUCCAAUACGAAGAACAUCGUUAGUAAUAAUCUCAGCCAGGCAUCGGAAGCGCGAGCUCAAGGCACUACAGAAACGAUACUGAUGAUGCAUAAAGAAAGCGAUUUUGAUGAAAUGGCAGCCUGGCUGGCACAAGGCGGAAAUGAUCAGAUCAGCGGCCAAGAAUCAUUGACGAGCUCAGAGUUCGAUAGGUUUCUCGCGGAAAGGGCGGCCGCAGCUGAAGGAAUCCCUUCUGUCGAUCAUAACCAGUCAACGAACCAUCAACAAAAAAGGAUGGAAAACUAACAGUUUAUGUGUAGCAACUCAUCAGGGCUUGGACACAGCCGAAGAUUCUUUGGAACAUCAAUGAUUUUCUUUAUUGUUAUGUUUUAAAAUGUGAUACGGAUUGUUUUGAAUUGAUAAAAGAAAAUAAUGGGCUUAUAAAUUAUUAUCGAAAAUUUAUUUAUUUUGUUUUUCUCCGAGAAAUGUUAACUUGUUAUACAUCGGGCCCCCGACUUCUUUCAUUCUGAACAUGUCCGACAUUCCUUUUUUUUUCUUUUUAUACUGUUUCUUCAACCCUUUCCUUUCUUAAAAUGCUUGUUAGACUCAUAUUUAAAAAAUUAUGUUAUAUGACCAAAGCUUUAUAUGGUGAAAUUAUUAAAUAUGUACAUGAAAUUCACCA
Molecule: messenger RNA, 1926 nt
Organism: Cimex lectularius (bed bug)
Lineage: Eukaryota; Metazoa; Arthropoda; Insecta; Hemiptera; Cimicidae
Product: TOM1-like protein 2
Exons: 13
Coding region: 123-1550 (475 amino acids)
Biological process (GO): signal transduction
Cellular component (GO): membrane; endosome
Molecular function (GO): phosphatidylinositol binding; ubiquitin binding; clathrin binding
Source: RefSeq, a predicted model, not a curated record